UCCAAGCCAAGCCCAAUCAAGGAGAAAUACCGAAUAGCGAAGGAAUACGAGGGAUCUUUUGCGUUUCUUCCUCGGCUAUCUGCAGCGAUCUUUGAACCCUUCCCAAAUUCUUUAUCCCCCCAAUUGACGCCCUUCUCCGAUCACCUGGUCCAAUCCUUCAGUUUACACAAAUCGGUUCCUACUCAUCACUGUGAUUCUUAAAAUUUGAAAUCCUCAAUGGGUAAAAACGAUUUUCUGACACCAAAAGCAAUCGCCAACCGAAUCAAAGCAAAAGGGCUCCAAAAGCUUCGAUGGUAUUGUCAGAUGUGUCAAAAACAAUGUCGAGAUGAGAACGGAUUCAAGUGCCAUUGCAUGAGCGAAGGCCACCAACGUCAAAUGGAAGUUUUUGGUCAAAACCCUAAUCGGAUAGUUGGUGGUUACACCAAUGAAUUUGAAUCCAUGUUCCUUGAGCAUAUGAAACGUAGCCAUAGGUUUAGUCGAAUUGCAGCCACUGUGGUCUACAACGAGUACAUUGCAGACAGACAUCAUGUUCACAUGAAUUCAACUCAAUGGGCUACUUUGACCGAGUUUGUAAAGCAUUUGGGAAAAACAGGAAAGUGUAAGGUCGAAGAGACACCAAAAGGUUGGUUUAUCACAUACAUAGAUAGAGACUCCGAGACACUUUUGAAAGAAAAGUUGAAAAACAAGAGAAUGAAAGCCGAUAUUGUGGAUGAAGAGAAGCAAGAGAGGGAGAUCAAAAGGCAAAUUGAGCGAGCCGAACAAUUAAUGGGGAGUGACAAAGUCUUAGAAAAUGAAGAUGCGAAGUUGUUGUUGAGGUCUGAUAAUGGUGGUGAGAAGAAGAUUAAGCUGAGUAUUGGUUCUUCAAUGAAAAAUGUUAAAGGGGAGGGAAGCUCGAGAUUUGUUUUUGAUGAGGUGGAAAACGUGGAGAAAGUUGAGAAAGACAAGAAACAAAAGACAGGUGGGGGGUCGGCGUUGGAUGAGUUGAUAAGAGAAGAAGAGAAGGCGAAAGAGAGGAGUAACAGGAAAGAUUAUUGGUUGUGUGAGGGUAUUAUUGUAAAAGUGAUGAGUAAAGAUUUGGCUGAGAAAGGUUAUUAUAAGCAAAAGGGUGUGAUUCGUAAGGUGAUUGAUAAGUAUGUUGGUGAAAUUGAGAUGCUUGAGAGUAAACAUAAGUUGAGGGUGGAUCAAGAAGAGCUUGAGACAGUUAUUCCUCAAAUUGGUGGGAUUGUGAGGAUUGUUAAUGGUGCUUAUCGAGGUUCAAAUGCAAGAUUGUUGUCUGUUAACACUGAGAUGUUUUGUGCAAAGGUGCAGAUUGAGAAGGGUGUGUAUGAUGGAAGGGUUAUUCAGGCAAUCGAAUAUGAAGACAUAUGCAAAGUUAUACAGUGAUUUCUAUCAGGUAUGCAUAGUAAGAUCACCUAAUGUUGUUGCUCAAUAGAACCUUCUGUUAUUUUAUUGAAUCUUAUGUGUAAUGAGUAAUGACUGUUAUUAUCAUAAUUUGUUUUGUCUUUUUGUGUUUUAAAUGGCAAAUGUUAAUCAAGAUUCAUAUUUUCUAAAA
This is a messenger RNA of Lactuca sativa (garden lettuce), 1552 nucleotides long. Its product is annotated as DNA/RNA-binding protein Kin17, conserved region. The record is from RefSeq and is a predicted model, not a curated record. Gene Ontology annotation, molecular function: double-stranded DNA binding. Lineage: Eukaryota; Viridiplantae; Streptophyta; Magnoliopsida; Asterales; Asteraceae. Gene Ontology annotation, biological process: DNA replication; DNA damage response. Gene Ontology annotation, cellular component: nucleus.